Molecule: messenger RNA, 555 nt
Organism: Chenopodium quinoa (quinoa)
Lineage: Eukaryota; Viridiplantae; Streptophyta; Magnoliopsida; Caryophyllales; Amaranthaceae
Product: protein FAR1-RELATED SEQUENCE 5-like
Exons: 1
Coding region: 1-555 (184 amino acids)
Source: RefSeq, a predicted model, not a curated record
AUGAAUGAUAAUAAAGAGUUUGAAAUAGUACGUCAUGUGAUGCAUCACAAUCAUCCUUUGACAAGACAGUCACUUAAUUAUCUACAUAGAUCAGAGCGACGAAUGACAUCCCCCAAGGAACAAGUUAUACAAGCCAUGACAGAAUGUGGUUUAAGACCAAUUGAUUCAUAUAAUUGUAUGAGUUAUGAAGCCGGUGGAGAAGAUUUAUUGGGACAUUCAAAGAAAGAUCAUUUCAAUUGCUGCUACAAACUCAAAAUGAAGCCAAUAAAUGGAAGUGAUUCUCAAACUGUUGUUGACAAAUUGUAUGAGCAAAUGACAGAGGACAAUGAGUUCUUUUUUAGAGUGAGACUGAGUGAAGAUGGAAAAGUUUGUUGCUUAUUUUGGAGGGAUGCAAUGAUGCUUGAAGACUAUAAAAUUUAUGGAGAUGUUAUGGUCUUUGAUACUACAUAUAGGACAAAUAAGUACAACCUUAUUUGUGCUCCAUUUGUAGGAAUCAAUAAUCAUUGGAGGAACACAAUGUUUGCAUGUGCUUUUAUUGGUGAUGAAACUAAAUAA